AUGUUGAGAUAAGUUUUAAGAUUUAGCAAAUAAUUAGUUUUAAGUGCUCCUAAGCUCUAAUUCAGACCAGUCUACUUUUUCUAAGAUAAUUAAGACAGAUCUAGAGUUGAAACUAAUUCUGCAACUUGGGCUCACAACCUUCCCAAGGAAAACAAAUUCAAUACAGAAACUCUUGAGAAAUAAGAAGUUGAAUCUAGAAUCUUGAAGGUUUUGUCUAAUUUUGAAUAAGUUAAUUUGAAAAACCUUAGAUGGGAAUAAAAUUUCAAGAAAUUAGGUUUGGACAGCUUAGACCAAACUGCUUUAUUAGCUUCUAUUGAACACGAAUUCACUAUCCUCUUCCCUGAUGGUGUAUUUGAAGGAUUUGAAAAUUUAGAAUAAGUUGUUAAUUACAUUCUUAAGAAUAUUAACGCUGUUUGA
Tetrahymena thermophila SB210 is the source of this 417-nucleotide messenger RNA. RefSeq names its product acyl carrier protein. Gene Ontology annotation, cellular component: mitochondrion. The transcript is spliced from 3 exons. NCBI's taxonomy places the organism in Eukaryota, Ciliophora, Oligohymenophorea, Hymenostomatida, Tetrahymenidae. The record is from RefSeq and is a predicted model, not a curated record. Gene Ontology annotation, molecular function: acyl carrier activity; acyl binding. Gene Ontology annotation, biological process: fatty acid biosynthetic process.